AUGCCGUGGUGUAACGUGAUCUCCUGGACGACCAUGAUGGUGGCCUACUCGCAGAACUUCCAGCUCGCUGAGGCGGAGGCGAUGUUCUUCUCGAUGCCCGAGCGGAGCCUCAUCUCUUGGAACGCGAUGUUCGUCGCGUACGCGCAGCACGGGCAUCUCGUAAAGGAGAAGGCUAUCUUCGACGCCACCCCGGAGAAGACCGACAUCGUCUCCUGGAACGCGCUCAUCGUCAUGUACGCCGCGAACGGCCACGGCCCCGAGGCCGAGGAGUUCUUCCGGGGGCUCAACUUGGAGGGCGUCACCCCGGACGACAUCACCUUCACGGGGAUCUUGGUGGCGGCUACGCACACCGGAUCGGUGAGGCGGGGCGUGGAGAAGGUCCAGAUGAUGGUGGCGGACUUUGGGAUCUGGCCGAGCUGUGAGCACUUUGGAGUGAUGCUCGACACGCUGGGGCAGUCCGGGGAGGUGGCCGGGGAGGAUUGGAGAUGGAAGACGAUGAUUCGGCUUGUGUUUAUCAAUGGCGCCGGUUUGCUUCCACUAUUCUUCAAAAGAUGA
Messenger RNA from Selaginella moellendorffii, 555 nucleotides. RefSeq names its product pentatricopeptide repeat-containing protein At3g02330, mitochondrial-like. Gene Ontology annotation, molecular function: protein binding; RNA binding. The record is from RefSeq and is a predicted model, not a curated record. NCBI's taxonomy places the organism in Eukaryota, Viridiplantae, Streptophyta, Lycopodiopsida, Selaginellales, Selaginellaceae. Gene Ontology annotation, biological process: RNA modification. The transcript has a single exon. The coding region runs from base 1 to 555 and encodes 184 amino acids.